AUGGCAGUACAGCAGCAGAAGAUGUUGCUGUUCCCCUACUUGAGCAUAGAUUCCGACUGCUUACAGCAACUGCUCGGAGACGAAACCAGUCUGCAACCAGAGAUGCCAAGCUCCAUGGGCCAGCAGCAGGCCUCCAACAGGAACGUGGGAUUGUCAGCGACGGUCCCGUACGGUGUUAAUCUCUUCGGGAACCGCUAUCGUCCCCGCUCCCGCCGCUAUCGUUCCCGCUCCCGCUCCCCUGCACGACAGCUGACUUUGGAUCUGGGGGUCAACAGCAACAUCUCAGAUGCGUCAACCCGGCCCUUGCUGGAGAGAAUUGUUGCCAUGCUGCACGACCUUCCGGAGGAAGAUUUGGAAGGUGUAGAAAGGAUCAUUGUAGCCACUAUCGGAUCCUUCUGUGGCUGA
Molecule: messenger RNA, 405 nt
Organism: Klebsormidium nitens
Lineage: Eukaryota; Viridiplantae; Streptophyta; Klebsormidiophyceae; Klebsormidiales; Klebsormidiaceae
Source: the annotation of a GenBank genome assembly